Bactrocera latifrons is the source of this 5444-nucleotide messenger RNA. RefSeq names its product CD109 antigen (gene Tep3). The transcript is spliced from 20 exons. Lineage: Eukaryota; Metazoa; Arthropoda; Insecta; Diptera; Tephritidae. The record is from RefSeq and is a predicted model, not a curated record. Bases 560 to 4981 code for a protein of 1473 amino acids. Gene Ontology annotation, cellular component: extracellular region. Gene Ontology annotation, molecular function: endopeptidase inhibitor activity.
GCAACAAGCGCACAACAUAGAAAUCCGCAAAUGCGCUGGCGCAAAGCAAAACGAUAGUGACGGUGUUAGUGACUACUAGUAAAUGCGUAGAGAGUAGAGCAGCAGUGAAUGUGAAUAUACCCAUAUAUGUGUUACAAAAUACGCCUAUUGCAAAAUACAUACAAGUAUAUAUGUAUAUGUAUUGAAGGGAUGCAAGCAAGCGCUUACUAAAUAAGUCAAUGAGAUUGCCCAAUAUUAAAAGGCAAAUUGUGAAUGGUGAAUAAGUCAAUGAGCGUAGAAGUGAUCGCAUCAUCGCAUCAAUUUAACAACAACAAGCGCACACGCUUAAUAUGUGCACACACGUAACUACAAUCACAACACUGCACAAGUAACUUUGAAACAAAAACAAAACACCGACCACAAAAGCGUCAAUAAGGCAUUAAAAACUCUAACAAUAUUUUAAAGCCAAAAAACAAUGUUUGCAUAUAUGUAUAUAUGCAGAAUAUAAUCACUACACCUACAACAGUUGAAAUACAUAAUUGUGAAUAGUUAGUGCAAAAACAAAAACUAAAAUAAAACUAUGUUAUUUUAUCAGCGUAAAGCGUCGCUGAGCUGCUUCCCCUCUGUGGUCUUCGUCUUCCUCGCAACACUAUUGCAUUGGACACAGUUGACCGCUGGUCAGGGUAUUUACUCAAUAAUUGCGCCCAACACGUUGCGACCCAACUCACAAUACCAUGUAGCGGUGAGUGUACAUAAAUCGCCAGAACCAGUGAAAGUGAAAUUGGGUAUAAUAGGUAGCAGUUAUACCGAUUUUAAAUUCGCGGAAGUGCGACCAUAUUCCACGGAGUUGGUGUAUUUCGAGGUACCGGCACUAAAACGUGAUCGCUACAACUUAACGGCUGAGGGUCUCAGUGGCGCCAUAUUCACCAAUGAAACACAGCUUAACUUCGACACAAAACAGUUUACAGUAUUGGUGCAAACCGACAAAGCAAUUUAUCGGCCUGGUGAUUUGGUGCGUUAUCGUGUGCUCGUAUUGGACGCCAAUUUGAAGCCAGCACGAAAUACCGGGCGUGUGCAUAUAAUAAUACGGGAUGCUGGCGAUAACAUCAUACAAAAUUACAGAGAUGUGCGUUUAACAAAUGCCGUUUAUAGCAAUGAGCUACAAUUGUCCGACUAUCCGAAAAUGGGUGAGUGGUCGCUGAAUGUUGAGGUGAUGGACGAGUCACACCGUGGUACGUUCGAAGUGGUUGAAUAUAUAUUGCCGAAAUUCGUGGUGGAUAUAGAUACAGCGAAGCAUGCGAUCUACAAAGAUGGCAAAAUUCGCGCAAACGUCAAGGCAAAUUAUGCCUACGGUGAACCAAUUAAAGGUGAGGCUACACUCUCCAUUUACCCCACAUUCUUCGGUUCGUUGCAACCAUUCGUCAACGAUUUGAUUACGAGAAAAGUGGUGCCCAUUGACGGCAAUGCCUUCUUCGAAUUCGAUAUACGCGACGAGCUUAAACUGAAGGAGGAUUACGAACGCGAAUACUUGUUAGAUGCGUUAGUUGAAGAAAAGUCCACAGGUUCGGUGCAGAACUUCUCUACUGUGAUAACGGUGCAUUUAGAUGCAUACCGUGUUGAGACUGUACGAAUUCCUAGCUAUUAUAUACCGGGUGUGCCAUUUGAAGUAACGGCAAAGAUAGUCCGUAAUGAUGGUGCUCAACUCAAAGACUUUCCACCCGAGGCGACAGCAUAUCUAACUAAUGUCUAUGGUAGUAGUGAAAUGUACAAUAAAACUGUAUAUGGCAUCAAUACGGAUGGCGAAUUCAAAAUGAAAUUUACAGUGCCAGAUGGUGAUAAGGAUGAAUAUCAUUCCGUUAUUGUGAACUAUAUUGGCAUUAUCACGGACGUCGGGAAAAUACCACGUAAACACUUGCAUAGCAAAAAUUAUAUUAUUGCAAAAAUAUUGAAUGAUAAGCCCGUGAUAAACCAGGAAGUCGCUGUAGCUGUGCGUUCCAAUGAACCUAUGAAGUAUUUUGUAUAUCAAAUUGUAGGGCGGGGCGAUAUUAUAACAACUCAUGCUGUUCAGGUGGAUAAUAGCAACUAUCAUACUUUCAAAUUUUUGGCCACAUUCGCUAUGAUGCCGCGCGCCAAACUCCUCAUCUAUAUGGUGGUGAAUGGAGAGUUUAUUUAUGACGAGCAAGUGAUCGAGUUCGAGCACACUUUGAUAAAUAAUGUGCAAGUGGAAGCGCCGCUUAAAGCACCGCCAGGCCAAGACAUCGAUAUAACAAUCACAACGAAACCUUACUCGUAUGUCGGACUAAUGCUAGUUGAUCUAAAUGCGGCGAAUAUAAGAAAAGGCAACGACCUCAGCUAUGAGGGGCUAAUGGCAGCGUUAAAAACCUAUGAACUGCGCGAUGUCAAUACUCAAAGCGGAUCGCCUGGCAAAGAAUCGGGUGUUAUAACAAUGUCGAACGCUGAUUUCAUAAUCGAAAAGGAACCGGAAACUACACCGAAUUUGCUGCAUGACUAUGACGAUGACGACAAUAAGUUGACAACAAUACGAAAGACGGAUAUAGGACCAGCACAUCACAUCGAAGUGAACACUUUGGCGCCGGGGAAGGGUCGUUACGCUUUCUCCUAUACGCCCAAACCCUAUUGGCAUAAUCCGCGCAUAUAUUUGAUGCAUGAACCGGCUGACACUUGGCUCUUCCUAAACAUGUCGGCGGGUAAUGAGGGACGUACGACCUUACAUCGUCGCAUACCUAGUUCCAUGACUUCAUGGGUGCUGUCCGCGUUUUCACUAGAUCCAAUAACCGGUUUGGGUUUGACGAAGUCAGCGAAAACACUGCAGUCAUAUAAGGAAUUCUAUAUUACGACCGAAGUGCCAUAUUCGAUUAGAAAGGGAGAGACCAUCGCUUUGCCUUUCGUUGUCACCAACAAUAAGAACAGCGAUUUGGAUGUGGAAGUCACGUUUUACAAUACCGCACAGGACUUCGAAUUCCCACCACUCGAUAGUAACGGCGAUCCCACACCAAAGAUCGAACUGUAUAGAAGUCGUAAAGUACGUGUGCUAGCUCAAUCUGUGAAACCUGUCGCUUUUAUUGUGAAACCCAAACGUGUCGGCGCCAUUAAUGUUAAGGCUGUGGCCAACGCUCAGCUGGCUGCCGACACGAUCGAAACGACACUACUUGUCGAAUAUCCAGGCGCUACGGAAACGGUGAAUCAUGGCUUCCUCUUUGAGCUCAGCUCAAGUCCACAAACCAAAACGAACAUCACCGUCAAGGUGCCACGAAAUGCAAUUGCCGACUCAACCAAAAUACAAGUGACUGCCGUCGGUGAUGUUAUAGGUAGUUUGCUGGGAAAUAUAGAGCAUUUAAUAACGCUGCCUACGGGCUGCGGUGAACAGACCAUGGUGCACUUUAUGCCCAACUUGUUGGUGCUACGUUAUCUGCAGCGCAUCAGCCAACUGUCACCGGCUAUUGAGCAGCGUAUCAAACACAAUAUGGAAGUGGGCUAUCAACACUUACUCUACUACCGACAUAUGAACGGUGCUUUCAGCGCUUUUGGCAUAGAGCAAACGCGGGGCUCUACGUGGCUAACCGCUUAUGUGGCACGUGCGUUGCGACAAGCAGCACCGCAUAUUUACGUGGAUGAGGCGAUUGUGAGGAGUGCUUUGGAAUAUUUAGUUGGCACACAAAAUGUUAACGGCGGCUUUGAAGAGAGGGGAGAUGUAUUCGAGGAUUUCGGUGAUGAUGGUUUGAGCUUAACGGCAUUUGUAACGUUGGCCUUUAUGGAGAACGUGAAAUCCUAUCCUGAAUACACGAAUAUCCUCAACAAGGCUUUAGACUACCUAACUCGUGGCCUGGAUAAUUCUAACGAUUUGCAUGCGACAGCCAUUGGCACUUACGUGCUAUCCCGCGCCAAUCACAACACAAAAAGCGCUUUUCUGCAACGGCUCGAUGCAAUGGCCGUCAAUGAAGAUGGCAAAAAGUGGUGGAAUAAGACAGCGCCAACCGCCGAAGGGCCAUCGCCAUGGUACAAUCGCACACGUUCGGUCAACAUUGAGAUCUCAUCAUAUGCGGCGCUCGCGUUGCUCGAAAACAAUCUGAUCGGCGACGCUUUGCCAGUGCUCAAGUGGCUGGCGGAUCAGCGUAAUGUUUUCGGUGGUUUUGUCUCUUCGCAGGAUACUGUGGUUGGCAUACAAGCGCUGAUGUCCUUUGCCGAACGCUUUUCGAGCCAAGCAAAUAAUGUGCAGAUCAAUGUGCAAUAUGGACAGGGCGCCGAGACUACGCUUAAUGUGAAUGCACAGAAUUCGCUGGCGCUGCAAAGCUACGAGCUACCCAAUACCAUAAAGAAUGUAACCAUAUCGGCUACAGGGCGUGGCAUGGCGUUCGCACAACUCAGUUACACUUACAAUACGAAUGUGACGAGCGCAUGGCCGAGGUUUGUGUUAGAUCCGACAGUGAAUCGCAACUCACAUUCGGAUUAUUUGCAUUUGUCGGCUUGUGCUAGUUUUGUGUCCGUCGAGGGUGAUGCUAGUCACUCUAAUAUGGCUCUAAUGGAAAUAUAUUUACCCAGUGGCUUUGUGGUCGACACUGAAACACUGCCUACCCUGGAAUCCAGCGAAAGAAUUAAGCGUGUGGAGACGCAACGCCGCAAUACAGUCGUCGUAAUUUACUUCGACUAUUUGGACAGACGGGAGGUUUGUCCAACUUUGCAUGCUUACAAAACUGUAAAAGUGACUGGCCAUCAGCUGGUGCCAGUGGUCAUGUACGACUACUAUGAUAAUGCUCGUCGGGCGCGUCAAUUCUACCGUGCGCCAAAAUCCGUUGUUUGCGAUAUAUGCGAGCACGCCAACUGCGGCACGCUCUGCGAGAAAGCGGAGAAGCGCGCAUCUCGUCCCAUCGGUGGUGGCAGUGAUGGCGAUGUGGAAAGCAGAUCUGGCAAUGCGGCGGUGCGCAGCAUAGCCUCGGCGCUCUUGCUGCUAACGCUGGCAGUGUUUGCAGCGAAUUUGACAUAACUAUUUAAUUUAGUUUGCAAUAUAUACUAAUUUUACAAAACAAAAACGAAAAAAAUACAAAAACAAAGCUUUAACAAUUACAACGUAACAACAAGUGAUACUAAACAGUGUGCGGUGCUGUUCAUAGAAGCACAUUUGCAAACAUUUUACAAAACAUUUGGGAGUCAUAUAAGGUAUGCAUGUUAAGAAUGUUGUUAAAAAUUUAUUUUGACAGUUUACUAUAUAUAUAAAUAAAAUGUAAAUGAAAUAUGUUCAUUAUUACAUUUGAAAAUCGAAUAUGCAAACGUAAUGUAUGUAUGUUUAUAUACUAUUAAAAUGUUAACUAAAUAUGUACUUAGUAAUAUAAGUGCCGAACUACUAUUGUAAAAAAAAAACAAAUUUCUAACAUCGAAAAUUUCCCACAACUUUCCCUAACUCCGUUCUUUCUCUACGAAAAGAAAUAAAUAUUUCUAAUAAUACUAAA